Salvelinus namaycush (lake trout) is the source of this 6298-nucleotide messenger RNA. It is a transcript of the gene foxn3, whose product is annotated as forkhead box N3. The transcript has 6 exons. Gene Ontology annotation, biological process: regulation of DNA-templated transcription. Gene Ontology annotation, molecular function: DNA-binding transcription factor activity; cis-regulatory region sequence-specific DNA binding. NCBI's taxonomy places the organism in Eukaryota, Metazoa, Chordata, Actinopteri, Salmoniformes, Salmonidae. Gene Ontology annotation, cellular component: nucleus. The coding region runs from base 241 to 1722 and encodes 493 amino acids. The record is from RefSeq and is a predicted model, not a curated record.
CAAGCUUUGCCACGCCGUCAUGUGUGGACUUCUAAUUUGCUGACGAGCGACUCUGUUCUCCUCUCUUCACUUGCAUGAGCCGACGAAACACACGCUCUCUCUCUCUCACACACACCGUAUGCAUUGGGGACGGGAAAGAGCUCAAAUAACCGCCGAGGACUAUGAUUUCUGACGGGACUUGGUUCGAUUUAUCUCUGUAAACCUCGGUGUUUGAUUCUGGGAGUCUAGGUGGUGGUGUCCAUGGGUCCCGUCAUGCCCCCCAGUAAGAAGCCUGAGGUGUCUGGCAUCAGUGUAGCCAGCGCCAGCAUGUCCCACCUCUACCAGACCGGCUCGCUGUCCCGCGCCCUGCAGGAGGCUGAGGAACUUGACCUGGUCCUCCCUGUCCACCUGGCCCUCCCCUUGGCACCCCUCCCAGGUGGGGCCGCCAAACCAGAGAAAGGCACCGCCACCCCGGGUAUGGAGGACGAGGAGUUGACCAACCUCAACUGGCUCCACGAGAGCAAGAACCUGCUCAACAGCUUCGGAGACCCCGUGCUGCGCAGCGUCAGCCCCGUGGGCGGCGAGGGGGGCGGUACCCGCAACGGGGACCAUGACGACACCCCGCCGUCGCCGUCGAUGGUGGGCGGGGACCUUCCAUACGACGCCCAGCGUAACCCCAACUGUAAGCCGCCCUAUUCAUUCAGCUGUCUGAUUUUCAUGGCGAUUGAGGACGCGCCGUCCAAGAGGCUACCCGUGAAGGAGAUAUACAACUGGAUCCUGGAACACUUCCCCUACUUCGCUAACGCUCCCACAGGCUGGAAGAACUCUGUCAGGCACAACCUGUCCCUCAAUAAGUGCUUCAAGAAGGUGGACAAGGACAGGAGCCAGAGCAUUGGGAAGGGGUCCUUGUGGUGUGUAGACCCUGAGUACAGGCAGAAUUUGAUUCAGGCGUUGAAGAAGACACCUUACCACCCUCACGCUCAGGUCUUCUCUACUCCCCCCACCUCUCCUCAGGCAUAUCAGAGCAUGUCCAGUCCUCCUAUAUGGCCAGGGAGUCCCUUCUUCCGAAAAAAUGGAGGGGUCCUUCUGCAAGUCCCUCAGGGAGUGAUCCGGAACGGUGCCAGUAUGAUGAGUCAGGGCCUUUACCCAGGAAUACGACCACUGCCCAUCAAUCCCUUAGAGAGCAGGACAGCCGCAGUCAGAUCUGUGCUGUCCGGAGGCUGUCGGAAGCAUAGCAUCAGCCAUCCCGCCUGCGACUCCCCGUUGGUCAGCAGCGACCCCAAGGAGGACCACACCUACAGCACCAACCAAUCGGAUGACGGCAGCGACUACACCAGCGACUCCAGUCUCCGCAGCAAUGGCCCCGUCGCCCGAGAUGUCGCCAACGAUUCAGACUUCGACGACGAGGAUGAUGAAGAUGACAAGAGCAAGAUUCAGCUGGAGAUCAAGAAAGAAGAGCCACGGGAUUGGCCCAUAGACACGAUAGACUCCGCCCUUUCCAGCCAGCAGCACAACAAGAAGCGGCAUCACUUCCUGAAAGCCAAGCAGCGGAUGGGUGUGGCUAGUGAUACGCUCCCGCUGAAAAAGCGGCGCACGGAAAAGCCGCCAGAGAGCGACGACGAGGAGAUGAAGGAGGCGGCGGGUUCGCUGCUCCACCUGGCGGGCGUCCGCGCCUGCUUGAACAAUAUCACUAACAGAACCGCCAAGGGCCAGAAAGAGCAGAAAGAACCCACGAAAAACUGACCCAUGAGACUUGAGAGAGAAAGAGAGACUGAGAGAGUGAAGAUUUUCAAAGAAAAAAAAAGGAGAGCGAGAGAGAACGGAAAUACAAAACAUCACUUUUAAUAUAGAAAUGUGUGCUUUCUUUUUUUCAGGAUAUCAGGUGAAUUCUGAAUGAUUUGUGGCAAUAUAAAAAACAAUCACUUUGUUUUCCUGUAUUUAAAGUUACUGUUUAUAGGGUUGAUUUUCUUUAUUUUCUUUACGUUUUUUAAAAUUAUUUUUUAUUUGUUUAAAGGAGAUUAAAGCCAUAGAUGAACCUUUUUCUGAUAUUCAGCUAAGUUCGCAGGUUUCCGUUGGCUGAAAGUAAAGUGAGCGAGAGAAAAAAAAUAGCUUUUUGAAAAACUGCCCCAUCGUGGAUUGGCUUGGAUGUAUGAAUAGGGGAUCACCUUGUUAAUGUCAAAAUGUACCCAAUCUGCAGCUAUUGCCCUUUACAGUCUCAUCAGAUGCAGCUAACACUAAGUACAGUUCUACAGACUCAUAACUUGUUACUUCAGUAGAAUUUACAGGUAAAACGUUAUUAUGAGGUGCUUAUCACGGACUAUUUUGUUUUUACAGUGAUAUACAGUGAUAUACAUCAUUCAAAUGAAAUAAAGUUAGUAUUCAGGGUCAGAUCUGCAUUGAUGUCUAUGGGCUGCAUAUUUCAGUUAGGAUGUGACCAUAUACAUAAAUGUCAUAAUAACCAAGCACAAAUCCACAUGCUAUACUGGCUAAAGCAAUGUUUAUAUUAGUCAACUAUUCCACUGAAGUAACACAGGUAUAUGCUGACAUGGAUAGGAGUGCCACAGAUAAACAUAGUUUGGCAAACUAUCCCCUGUGUUGGGUACCAAACUUUCAAAAACAAUGGCAUUCUAAUUUGCCUUGGAACUUCCGGUGCUACAAAGGCGGCUAUAUAAAAAAAUAUAUAUAUAAAACCCAGUUUGCCAACUCUGUCUUGUCUGUGUGCAAGGAAGCUGCCACAGAAAAAAUGUUCCAGGAAAUUCCGGGGAAGUUGUUAGCUUUAGUGACUAUUAGCGUAGCCAUCCCCAUAGAAGAGACACUCAUCAGUAGCGUAGCCAACCCCAUAGAAGAGACACUCAUCAGUAGCGUAGCCAACCCCAUAGAAGAGACACUCAUCAGUAGCGUAGCCAACCCCAUAGAAGAGACACUCAUCAGUAGCGUAGCCAACCCCAUAGAAGAGACACUCAUCAGUAGCGUAGCCAACCCCAUAGAAGAGACACUCAUCAGUAGUGUAGCCAACCCCAUAGAAGAGACACUCAUCAGUAGCGUAGCCAACCCCAUAGAAGAGACACUCAUCAGUAGCGUAGCCAACCCCAUAGAAGAGACACUCAUCAGUAGCGUAGCCAACCCCAUAGAAGAGACACUCAUCAGUAGCAUAGCCAACCCCAUAGAAGAGACACUCAUCAGUAGCGUAGCCAACCCCAUAGAAGAGACACUCAUCAGUAGCGUAGCCAAGCUCAUAGAAGAGUCAGUUUAUGUGUGUCAGUGUUGGGACAGUGUCAAAGAGAAACUCUUGGUCAGCCCAGUGAUGAUGGUAGCACUUCCUUAGCUAACUGUCCUUCUGACCGCUAAUCACAUUUAGCCACCAGCGCUAGCUAGCGUGCCAAUGCAGAGGGGAGAGUUAGGUUUUCACCUUAAUGGUUGACUGUAGGAUUGUAGUGGGAUGAAGGACACUGGUACAAGUUAGAUGUAGGAAAGGCUUCGUUUUUUUGACAGGGUGUUCUCUAAAUGUAAACUAAUUUAGUUCGCUAAAAGCCAUAAGCUAAUAGUCUAGCAAGCGCUUAUCGGAGAGGGAAAUAACUGAUAAUAUGUCAAGAUAACCUCAAAACUGCCUGUGUCCUUUUAUGAAAGCAAUCAACGUGAAUCAUUGAGUUAUAAUCCAGUGACAUGAUGUAGUGAUAUUUUUCCUGUGGCACUAACACCUGAAUACCUUCAUUGGUUGGAAAGGAAAUGAUGCUAUGGAACCUGCCAAUUAUAUUUUGUGUGAGAAGAAUAAUGAUAUGACUGUGGAGUUGUUAAUUUUUGUGUUUGUUUUUUUUGUUUGUGUUUACUUACCCACUCUCAUGACGUAAUAAAGCAAUUUCAUCCAGUCAGGAUAACACUGUAUAAAAAGUUAAACUAGAUUUUUUUUUUUUUUUUUGAAGCAAUGUAGCCAGCAGGAUUUUUCCAAAUCGUGUUGCAUGGGUUCUGUAAAGAAAAAGAGAAAAAACUGUUUUCUAUUCAGACAAAGUUCAUGUUAGGUAAAUAAUGUAUUUAGCAUGAAGCAUGAAUUAUUUUCAUAUAAGUAUCCUAGCGAACAAAAAGGUUCUGCCUCGAAGUUCUGCGCCCGGAGGUGUGGAAUCCUUCUCGGUUGUCUUGUCCUCUUCUUUUUGACUUGAUGAUUUGUUUCCUGUCGUCCUUACUCAUCUUUGUUUUAACGUGGGCUUUAGAAAAAAAAUACAGUAAUAACAUCUUGUUCGGGGACAAAAAGACGGUCUGUGGGGCAAGUCUCUUUCUGCAAUAUGAGGAUAACUCGCUCCAACCGUGGACACAGGGAUAGAUAGCAACUCCCUUCAUCCAUAGUUGACAAAACCAGAAUGUCCCAGUAUUUGUAUGUAGUCGCUAGAUGGCCACGCUAGAAAAGACAACCUUUUAAAAACUUCUUGGCAUGAAGAUCAGUUAUUUGUGGACUGAAAGCACCAAACUUUCAGCGUACCUCUGUCCUCUCCAGCAUGGCCGUAUAGUGACCACUGUGUCUGAUGGGUUCACCCUGACGGCUGAAUGUUGGAGCCCAUGUGAUAAAAGAGAGUUUAGGUAGUGAGUGUCAGUCUUCUGUUCCCCAUACCCCCCCCCCCCCCCCCCCCCUCUUCUCUGUGCCUGUUCUUCCAUCACUGCUUUCUUUUCUAAGGUUUUAGACGUCUUUGAUAUUUCAGGGUCUUCCAUUUUUUCAAUGACACAAGUGUUUUUUAUGUCGUUGUUGUUUUGGGUUUAUUUCAUGUCUCUCGCUGUGUUUUUGCCAUUUCUACUCAAGCAACUCUUCAGGUCUUGUUGUCAGUAUUAUUAGGCAGGCUACCAUAGGCUCGUUGCGCAUGAAAGUAACACAAAGUAAAUGACACAGUACGAUGGCAAGGUAAAUACGAACUCUACAGUGCAUAUUUUCACAUUAUCUCGCCAGAUUGCACUAAGAUAUUAAAAUAAAGAUAUUGUCUAAGUUCAGUGCCAAAGCCUGUAAUAAUUCCUUAUCUUCCUGAAAUAGAUGACACACAUAUUUGAUCUGUAUGUCAAGACAAAAAAAAGACGAGUGAGCUGUAGCAUUUCUGUCAGAUACCCUUUCUGCGUUAUGUGCUACUGAUUUUUGUUGAAACCUACCACAUUACUUGGAGUUUUGCUACCGAUCAUUGCUCAUUGGGAUGAUUUUCAUUUUUAGUUGAAUAUAACACCCUAUAUCUCAUAGUGCACUACUCUUGACCAGAGCUAACCCAGAGCUAACUAACUGAAUGUGGCUCUGGUCAAAAGUAGAGUGCUAUAUGGGAAAUAAGGUAUCAUUUGAAAGAGCCCUUAUUUGCCCUGGAUUAAGAUGAGGUGAUGAGCUUCUGUCUACUAGACUGCUUCUUGUGUCAAUGUAUCUUCAACUGAUAAAUAUAUUAUAUGAUUUAUUCCCAUUGUUUGUUACGUUACCCUUUGAGGAACACUGCCUUCCUUGGACGAUAACAGUCACUCGAUAACUCUUCCUCCAAUCACAAUCCUUCAGGUGCCACAAUGUUGGAGGAGGAAGACGUGUUCUCAAAAUAUUGAAUAUGAAUUAUUAUCAAUGAACUGUCAAAAUUAGCCUGGCAAAUAAUGAUAUAUUGAUGAGUAAAAAAAAAAGUGUUUAUUUGUUUCAUUGUGUUUUUUGUUGAUAUUUUGUUUGGUUUAUGUCUGUUCAACUGCCAUUUUUCAGUUUAUUGUUUGGAGGGGUUUUCUGAGGAGGAGGAGAAGAAAGAGCAAUGGAUCGUCAGUUUCAAGUUAUUUGUAGUACACUUCACCUGGUAAUCAUGGAAACUGCAUGGUACCUUAUGGCACUUAUGGCACAAAUUCCAAUAGAAUCGGCUACUAUUUGGUCUCAAAGGAUCCGUAGUUGUGCUAAUCGCUGAAACGACUGUCAGCAAUUUCGUUACACCACUGUUAUUGGUAACAAAGAAACAAAAUACCAAAAAGUCACCAUGUAGUUUCUAUGUAAAUAACAGGUAGGUGGUGUUCUGUAAAAACAUGCUACCGAUCAUUUCUGUGUCCUGUUUUUGAACCAUGUAGUCUUGAUGGCAUGACCUUACAGCUGAUCUGUUAAUAUGGAGACCGACCUCCGUAGGUGCGUUCUGUAUUUCCUUGACGUGUAUUCAUAUUGCCAAAGACAAACUACUUCAUCAAUUCAUGUAAAUAUCACCUUGUCCAUUACUAUGACGAAAGUAUGUUUGUUUAAAAAAAAAAAUGGUUUUGUUUUUCCGAAGAAAACAAAAAGCUAACAUAAAGUUUCUGUGUUGUAUUGUCUUCCAGCUGCAAUAAAAGAAAACCGCAUUGCAAAAAGUUA